Messenger RNA from Dermacentor albipictus, 611 nucleotides. RefSeq names its product peptidyl-prolyl cis-trans isomerase Fkbp12 (gene Fkbp12). The record is from RefSeq and is a predicted model, not a curated record. Gene Ontology annotation, biological process: protein peptidyl-prolyl isomerization. Gene Ontology annotation, molecular function: peptidyl-prolyl cis-trans isomerase activity. Gene Ontology annotation, cellular component: cytoplasm; sarcoplasmic reticulum membrane. Lineage: Eukaryota; Metazoa; Arthropoda; Arachnida; Ixodida; Ixodidae.
CCAUCUCAUGCGUGUUGAUUGGUUCGUUGCGCCACCGCAUUGGCAGCCUGGGCAGCCGCUUGUAGCUGACCGCUUGCAGCCGUUAUCGGUGCUCCGAGCCGUUUGUGUUGUGCUCGCGCUCCAGUGAAUCUCUGUCCGCGUCAGCAUGGGCGUUGAAGUGCAGACCAUCUCUCCCGGCGACGGUCAGACAUUCCCAAAAAUUGGUCAGACAGUUGUGGUCCACUACACAGGUACCUUGGCAGAUGGUGCAAAGUUCGACUCGUCACGGGAUAGGGGCAAGCCAUUCAAGUUUCGCAUUGGCAAAGGGGAAGUCAUUCGCGGCUGGGACGAGGGUGUUGCUCAGAUGAGUGUCGGCCAACGAGCCAAGCUGAUCUGCUCUCCAGAUUAUGCCUAUGGAGCCAUGGGCCACCCUGGUAUAAUCCCGCCCAACGCCGUGCUCACAUUCGACGUGGAACUGCUGCGGCUUGAGUAAAAGGCACGGUUGCUCCACGUGCCCCCAGCUCUCCGAGCAAGCGUCAGCGCCGUGCCUGGCUCCUGACUUCGCUCACCUCUCGCCCAAACCCCACCACCAAGCGUUUCUGUUUGUUUGUUUCAUUUGUUUUGUCUCCUCC